ACCACUGCUGCUUUAACUUUGGCUGCAUUAUUAUGCCUUAACUUUGUUUUUCUGUUCAUUAAUCUUGAUAAUAAGAAUAGGUAACCUAUGUAAACAGAGGGUUGUUUGUUUUGUUUAGGCGUUUGGUAAUUUUUCUCAAAGUUGGCAAUCCUUAACAUAGACUAGAAAAUUCAUGGUUUUAUUGACAAGUGUAAAGUGUUCUUUUCUAAACAAUAAAUCCAUGAAAUAAUUCAUCAAUAAAUCCAUGGGCAAAUUCAUGAAUUAGUUGAUAGAUGUAAUGUGGGCUUAAUCGUUAUGUAAACCCCAAUGAUAAGCCACGAAUAUGAACCACCCUGUACAGGGUUUAAACAAUUAAGAUUUCAAAAAUACUUUGUUUAGGAGCAACACACCUCUCCAUAAAUCCCAAAAUUUGCGUUUCUCAUUUAAUUCCUAUUCCAGGAUGAAAAUAACAAAUCCAAAAUUAAUUCUCUGAAUUUGCAAUUCAAAUUGAAUUGUGUAUUUAUUCAUUGCUAAAGAUGUUCCCAAAAACCUGUUCAUGUGUACCAAUUUCAGUGUGAAAAUGCUCAUUAAAAAGGAAGCCUAUUCCAAAGUGCAUGGUCAGUCCUAGUACAGCUGUUAACUUGUAUAUUUUCAUAUGCAGGAACAAAGUUUAAUUACAUGCGAAGGUAAGUAAGAAUUUGUACUUGAUCUGAGGUACAUUGUGUAAGUAACAUCAUGUUGACACCCGCAAGUGUUAUUCUAAUCCUUUACGCUGUAGCCACUUUGAAUUACAUAGGCACGGUAAAUAGUGCGUUUACUUAUCAAGGAAAAAUUGCAUUGGUAACUGGUGGAUCGCAAGGGAUCGGCUAUGAAAUUAUACGGGAGCUACUGCGCAAUGGACUAAAGGGUGUUACAUUGGUCGACGUUAAUGAAAAGACUGGGAGAAAAACGGCCAAGGAAUUCAAUCAGCUGUAUGCCCCUGGCAAGGUCAUUUUUAUACCAGCCGAUGUUAGUAAUGGAGAGCAAUUCGAAAACGCCUUCAAAAUCGCACUCUACCAUUGGAAGCGAUUGGAUAUCGUGGUCAACAACGCGGCAGUCUUCAACGAGAAUACCUGGAAAAUGCAAGUUGACGUCAACGUCGUUGGAACGCUGCAAGGAACUCUUUUAGGUUUCGAAUACAUGAGCAAAGCGAAGGGAGGAAGCGGCGGAACGAUAAUCAAUAUCGGGUCAAUUGCCGCAAUCGAUCCAAUUUUUUUCCUUCCGUUCAACUCGGCUACGAAGAGUUUUGUUGUCGGUCUUGGUCGCGCCUUGGGUCAUAAGAUAUACUAUGAUUACAACGAAGUGCGCGUCAUUACGCUUUGUCCCGGGACCACUAACACUUCUUCUCCCAAUAAGGUGGGAUUUCGGGAGUCGCUUUCGAACGAACUGAGUCCAUAUGUGGUAGAUGCGGCGCUGUUAUCUUCAAAAGCGUAUCCGACGCAAGCAUCCAGUAACGUUGCUAAGGGAGUCGUGACUGUUCUAAACGAAGGAGGCAGUGGAAGCGUUUGGGUGGUUGAAAAUGAUGAACCUGCGUAUGAGAUCGAUUUUCCGGAGAGGGAAUCAAUGCGUAAAGAGGGAUGACACGAGCUUCCUUCUCUAGUUAGCAAACUUGUCUUUUGUGGUUAAUAUUUUAUGUAGUUAAUAGUAGUAAACGUUGCUUUUGUAAGGUUACAUAAAAGGCCCUUCUCAAAAUCGA
This is a messenger RNA of Photinus pyralis (common eastern firefly), 1714 nucleotides long. RefSeq names its product 15-hydroxyprostaglandin dehydrogenase [NAD(+)]-like. The transcript is spliced from 5 exons. Gene Ontology annotation, molecular function: oxidoreductase activity, acting on the CH-OH group of donors, NAD or NADP as acceptor. Lineage: Eukaryota; Metazoa; Arthropoda; Insecta; Coleoptera; Lampyridae. Gene Ontology annotation, cellular component: cytoplasm. The record is from RefSeq and is a predicted model, not a curated record. The coding region runs from base 715 to 1599 and encodes 294 amino acids.